UCUUCAAGACGGCUUUCAAUGAUGCGCGCGUCCGCAGUGCUGAGCGCCGCGCUGGCGGUGGUGUUCCUGGCGCAGAUCGGCGACGUGGAAAGCGCGCCCUGCUGCGGGCGCCGGCGAGGGGGCGCCCUGGCCGUUGGGGCGCUGGCGUUCGCUGGGGGCUACGCCAUCGGGCACCACAAGAGCCACCACCACCACGGGGGCGGGGGCUGCUGCAACAGCUGCGGGGGCUGCGGGAAGAAGCGCAGAAGCAUCGAAGCCUUUCUAGAAGAUCCCAAAAUCCGCGAGACCUACAAAGAGAUCGCGGCCGAGGACAAGGACGAGUGCGGCCUCCGCCUGGUGUGCGAGCUGGCGCAGAAGGAUCCCCAGGGCUUGGCGCCCGACGAGCGGCAGAUCCUGGCGCCUUACCGGGGCGCCGGCGCGAGCGACGGCAGCGCUUACGGCGCCUACGACGAGGCGGCGUGGCGCGGGAAGGAAGGCCGCGGCUGCGCCGCCAGCUACCCGCUCUGCGCUUUCACUGCGCAGCAGAUCAUGCAGGAAUACAGGAAAUACGUUAGCAGUAAUGAGACCGUCGCGACUUAGGCGGGCGAAGGGAGAGAGAAUUUUGUCUGUGGAAUUGUUUAAAGCUUAAAAUUACUCGUCAGCGAAAACUUGACGAAAGUCUCUGCGCCAUGUUUGAAUUCAGCAUCAAAUAAACAGCAAAACUGAC
This is a messenger RNA of Penaeus vannamei (Pacific white shrimp), 706 nucleotides long. RefSeq lists its product as uncharacterized. The record is from RefSeq and is a predicted model, not a curated record. Lineage: Eukaryota; Metazoa; Arthropoda; Malacostraca; Decapoda; Penaeidae.